Olea europaea var. sylvestris is the source of this 1330-nucleotide messenger RNA. RefSeq names its product putative cyclin-D6-1. The coding region runs from base 219 to 1046 and encodes 275 amino acids. The transcript is spliced from 5 exons. Gene Ontology annotation, molecular function: cyclin-dependent protein serine/threonine kinase regulator activity. NCBI's taxonomy places the organism in Eukaryota, Viridiplantae, Streptophyta, Magnoliopsida, Lamiales, Oleaceae. Gene Ontology annotation, biological process: regulation of cyclin-dependent protein serine/threonine kinase activity; mitotic cell cycle phase transition. The record is from RefSeq and is a predicted model, not a curated record. Gene Ontology annotation, cellular component: cytoplasm; cyclin-dependent protein kinase holoenzyme complex; nucleus.
UAAAGAGGACUGAAAACUGAAGAGUGAAGUUGAAGUCUCUCUUCAGUUUCUUUUAACCACAGACAGCGAACACUCAUCUUUUCUUCUUUAUCAUUUACUUCCCUCUGCUUACCACCCCACCCCCACCCCACCCCACCAGGGUAAAGAAAAGAAUAAACCCACAGGCCACAAUACAAUGUAUUGAAGAGAUAAAGAGAGAGAGAUUCAAAGGUUCAUCGAUGGAGUUUGAGUUUGAGUUUGACCUUGAAAAUCCAUUGCCAACUUCAGAUGCACUUUUUUUAAUUGAGACUGAUCACAUGCCUUCAAAAUCAUUCCUCGAGGAAACAGAUUUACAUGUUGCGGUUCGGCGAGAAACCAUUUCUUUGGUGUUACAUUUUUCUCAAAAUUCUGAUCCAUUUUCUUCUUAUCUUGCCGUCAAUUACCUGGAUCGGUUCAUUUCUACUCAAAGUACACUGGAAGGGAAGCCAUGGAUCUUGAGACUUUUGGCGAUUUCUUGCGUUUCAUUAGCACUGAAGAUGAGAAAAAAAGAGUUUUCUGUUACUGAUAUUCAGAAUGAUGGAGGUAUAAUUUUUGAUUCACACACCAUAGAGCGAAUGGAGUUGUUGAUCCUUGGUGCUCUAAAAUGGCGAAUGCGUUCAAUCAGUCCUUUUUCUUUUAUCCAUUUCUUUAUCUCAUUGUUCAAAUUUAAGGAUCAACCAUCAAGGCAAGCAUUGAAAAACAGAGCCACUGAGAUUAUACUAAAAGCUCAAAAUGAUAUCAAGCUCCUCGAGUUCAAGCCAUCAAUAAUUUCUGCCUCGGCUUUAUUAUGCGCUGCUCAUGAAUGGUUUCCUUUACAAUUUUCUAGCUUCAGAAAUGCAAUCUGUAGCUGUUCCUAUGUAAAUAAGAAUAGUUUGUUGAAUUGUUACAAUUUGAUGCAAGAAAUAGCAAUGGAUGGCUAUGAAUCAGUACUCGACAUGGGGUCGAGUUCAUUCACACCUGUCAAUGUGCUCGACUUGCAGUGCUCGAGCACCUCAAGUUCGACAGUGUUUGCUGAUCACAAACAAUGAACUAUCAGACGAAGAGAAAAAGAGAGUCACAUGUAUGUCAUUGUAUUAGUCGGAAUAGAUAGUGACACAAUCUUUGCAUCUAAUUGCGAAAAUAAAUAGAAGGCUCUGUUAUGUUACUUAAAUAGGCGAUGGUCUGAUGGACACAGAGGGAUGAAACUUUCUCGUAGGAAGGUGUCUGGAACAUAAAGCGUUAAGGGAUCAUGAGCCAUUCAAUUCAGUAUUGCAAAAUGGCUUGUUUGGCUAUGCUUAAAAUUUAUACUUAUAAAUAACUUCAGUUAUUUUAA